Molecule: messenger RNA, 1854 nt
Organism: Chenopodium quinoa (quinoa)
Lineage: Eukaryota; Viridiplantae; Streptophyta; Magnoliopsida; Caryophyllales; Amaranthaceae
Product: putative respiratory burst oxidase homolog protein J
Exons: 11
Coding region: 287-1531 (414 amino acids)
Cellular component (GO): plasma membrane
Molecular function (GO): peroxidase activity; NAD(P)H oxidase H2O2-forming activity; calcium ion binding
Source: RefSeq, a predicted model, not a curated record
UGCUGUCUGUUUUCCGUGUGUGCUAUCUGGUUGAUAUCAGAGGAAACUGACGAGUGUCUUUACUUGUGGUUGCUGCACGGUUGCGAGACUUGCGACCCCUUGAAUGUUUAAAUUUCAUUAAUGAUUUAACUUAAAAGCUUGAAUAUGUGGAUACGCUAUGCACAGGGUUCCUGUUUUUCCUUGCAUCAGAGUUCUAGUUCUAUUGAAUUGAGCCGAAUUCUCUGAUGUGUUAGUGCAAGGCAGCUGGUGCACGUAUUGAUGUUUUCUUUGCCUGUCGCCAUGGCUGAUGGCUCCGUGCUAUUUAUCUCAGAUGACCAACAAGAAGAGCAGAGGAGAUUCAUCAAACCAGAUGCUGCUUAACGAUAGAGAUGUAUUGGAUCAAAUCAGGGCUCUGGCAAGGUCGCUAUUAUUCCCGACACUAACAUUUAUCAAAGGUAGUUCCUGGGAAAACACCAAGAAGAGGUUCAAAGCGAAUGCUGUGGGUGGCAAGCUCUUGAAAGAUAAAUUUCAUCUUGUGAUUGAAAUGAGUGAUUCAGAAGAAUUUGCGGGCGAAUUGUAUGAUAUGUUGGCAAGGCGAAUGAAGUUGGAUACUUCAAAAGGGAUAACAAUUGAUGAAAUGAGAAUGUUUUGGGAAGAUAUGACUAGCCAAGAUUUUGAUAUCCGUUUGCAAAUCUUCAUUGACAUGUGUGACAAAGAUGGAGAUGGGAUGCUAUCGAUAGAUGAGGUUUGCGAGGCAAUAGUUUUAAGUGCCUCGGCUAACCAACUUGAGAAAGUCAAGUCACAAGCACAAAAUUAUGCAUCUUUGAUCAUGGGAGAGCUGGACUCAGAUUGCCAAGGAUAUAUAGAGUUGUGGCAACUUGAAGCAUUUUUAGAGGAAAUGUGGACUUCAACCAAUCACCGAAUCCAUGGGAUUGACUUGGAUCGUCAACCAACAUGUCCAACAAUUUUUCAAAAUAUAAACAUCAAAGGCCUAUGUGGAACUCCCGAGAAGAGUUACAAAGAGUAUGAAAUUCUCUUACUCAUUGGAAUCGGCACUGGAGCAACUUUUUUCACCAGCAUCCUCAAGGAUCUCUUGAAUAACUUGAAGGAAAGCAGCACACAGGAUAUUGAGAGCAGAAAGAGGCCUGAAAAGGCGUACUUUUAUUGGGUUACAAGUGAACAGGGCUCCUUUGAUUUGUUCAAGGAUGUCGUGGAUGAUAUUGCACAAUAUGAUUCAGAUAAUGUGAUAGAAAUCUGUUACUACUUGACUAGUGUGUAUGAAGAAGGUGAUGCUCGAUCUGUACUUAUACAAAUGGUACAAUCAUUGCAGUAUGCUAGGAACAGAGUUGAUGUGAUUUCUGAAAGCCAGAUAAAAACAUAUUUUGCAAAACCUGAAUGGUACAAGGUAGGUGAGAAACUAGCUGCCACACACAAAUCACAAAAAAUAGGUGUAUUUUGUUGUGGAAAUCAAAGUGAGAUAAAAUUAUUGAGGAGGUUUUGCAAAUAUGUUGGCCUUAAUAUUACCUUCCACUUCCACAAGGAGAACCUUUAGAGUUCAGAUACAGCAAAAAAAAACAGCAGGGGAAAUAACAAAUGAAUGCGAACCUGUCUGAUUGAUUGCUCAAGAUUCAUUCCCUUCAAUCUUCUCUGGAUGCUCAAGAGUUUAUAACAAUUUGCCCAGCUAGUUCAAUAAAAGGAGAUAAGAGCUGUCUGUUACACUCGUAUUGCAUGUGAAUAUGUAAAUUUUUUUUUGGGACUUAUUUGUUAUUUACUGAUAUGAUUUGUGUGGAAUACGAACCUCUUUUAUUUUCUCAGGAAAAUACCUAAUAUCAAAAUUCUGGUUUACGCGUCUAAUUUUAAUCUAUGUAGUAACCU